Molecule: messenger RNA, 3581 nt
Organism: Acanthaster planci (crown-of-thorns starfish)
Lineage: Eukaryota; Metazoa; Echinodermata; Asteroidea; Valvatida; Acanthasteridae
Product: organic cation transporter protein-like
Biological process (GO): transmembrane transport
Cellular component (GO): membrane
Molecular function (GO): transmembrane transporter activity
Source: RefSeq, a predicted model, not a curated record
AAUAUCAAAGGUUGUUUUCUUCCUCGUCUCUUUCCGACACACUAAAUCUUUAUCCAAGUUCAACAACGUCUGUGUAACUGAAAUAAAAGCUCGCUCUGUCGUCAUCAUAGUUGCAUUAGGAACUUGUUGGGCAACGGAGCACAGUCAAACUGCACGUGUGGAUCCGCAUUUGAUAUAGCGGGUCUCUGAAUUGUAGAACUGCGUUGUGAAGCUUUUUAUUUCCAGACAUGGAUGUGGAUUCAAGCCUCAGGGUCGUUGGACUCUACAGCCGGGUGCAGGUUGCCAACUUCGCCGUCUUCGGCUUGUCGCUGUCCUUUGCAGCCAUACAACUCACCUCGGUGGCGAUCACGAUCGACCAAUCAGUGGAACACUACUGCAAGCCUCCGUACGGCUUCACAGCCAACCAGACAACACCCCUGAUAGACAAAGAAGGCCGCCAGGUUCCCGAUAGCUGUCAUAUGUACGAUGUCCUCAAUGGAACACUGACAGGAAAUAUUACAACCUGUAAGAAUGGUUGGGAGUACUCAGGUGCUGAACAUGGAGAGACUAAUAUCUUGACUGAAUUCGAUCUUGUGUGCGAUAAGAGCCUAUUGGCUGGGACAUUGAUGUCUCUUCACUUCAGUGGAUCCCUGGUCGGUGCGUUCUUGACGGGUCAGGCGGCGGACAUAGUUGGCAGACGACCUAUUGCAGUUGCCUGCCUGGGUUUGAUGAGUGUUUUUGGUACGGCCAUCAGCUUUACCUCGAAUUUUCAGCUGAUGCUGGCCCUCCGGUUCCUUCUUGGAUUAGUUUUACCGGGCAAUACAACCGUUGGGUACAACCGUGCGGUUGAAAUGUUCACACCAAAGACGCGUAUUGUUGGCAACAUGCUCAAUCAGUACUUUUGGACAUUUGGCGUGAUAAUGGUUGCUCCAAUAGCAUUUCUCCUUCCCAACUGGCGAAACUUUCAGCUUGCUGUCUCCCUUGCAAGUCUUCCUCUGCUACCACUACAUUGGUUCUUUACUUACGAAUCGCUUCGGUGGCUGGUACAAAUGGGUCGUCUGGAGAAGGCAGAAGCUAUUCUACAAAGCAUUGCCAAAUCGAAGAACAUCAAGUACGACGGAAAUCUGCACGCAACUAAAAACAACGAGAACAUUCCACUUGCUGCAUACGGUACAGCCGAAGACGAAUCGGCAGCCACACCCGAGAAGCUUGACGGGAAAUCAUCAGUCCCACUUGUUCCAAGACAAGGAGAUGGCACACAGGAUGAACCGCCUCUGGAAAAUUCCAAAGAGGAACGCACACAUCGUAAGGGUGUAUACACAGAAAAGCUGGCCACCAGGUACACCAUUCUUGACCUCUUUAAGACGAGGGUUCUAAUCAAGAAUACCUCCAUCAUUUUCUACCUAUGGUUUUCUACGAACAUUAUGUACUUCGGGCUCAUUGUCUACGCAACAAGUCUCACAGGAAACAAGUACCUCAACUUCUUCCUGUUAGCGCUAGUGGAGGCCCCCGUCUAUUGCCACGAUUACUUCGUUGCAAAAAGGUUUGGACGCAAAAGACCGAUUGCUUUUUUCUUCUUGGCAAGUGCCAUUUCCUGCGUUCUGCUUGCGUUUCUGCCUAACAAAACUGCUGAUGGCACGGAUUUGGCAGUGUUGAUCGUUGUCGUUGCAAUGAUUGGGAAGUUUUACGUCAAUGCUGCAUAUGAACUAACGAUGCUCGUGGGGGUGGAGGUAUUUCCGACAGUUUUGAGGAACGUCGGACAAGGAAGUUCAGUCACGGUUGGCAGAAUUGGCUCCGUCAUCGCACCUUUCAUUACAUAUUUGGAGGAUGUAGCGAGCUUCUUGCCCAUGGCUAUAUUUGCUUUGCUAUCUCUGGUGGCAAGCGUGGGAGUGCUGUUUCUGCCGGAGACCAAGGACCGACCGCUGCCUGAGACGUAUGAGGACGGCAACAAGCUCGCACGGGACGUCGAGGGUACCCCUUGAUGGGUGCCUGCCUGAGCAGGUGCGUUGAGCAACUGGUCAACUACCCAUCUGAGGAACGGUGGACACAGUAAGAGGGCGCUAUUUGGUCUGGGUAAACUGUUUUCUCCAAUCUUAAGCGUGUUUUGGCGUCCCCGAACAGGAAACAUGUUCAUGACGGCAAAGCCAUCAGGUUGUCAUGUUAAGGGUGACCCACAAAUUGGAAGAAACAGGAACGGUAUACGUCAUCUGAAAGAGGUAAGCGCGGGGAAGCAGACGGCACUGUUGAUGAGCAUCAUUUGAUUCAAUAUUCGACACGUUCCUCAAAAUUGCUGCUCUUUCUUUUCACGUACGUUUUAGUAUCUUAGUAUCUUUUUGAUUCGCUGCACCUAACGACGAAUUUUGAAAUGUAUAAGUCACUCAUUUGAGGGGCGCAAAAAUGGUCUGGUUUAUAUUCCGCCAUUUUGAACCGGCGCUGAGCCAAUUCCAAACUUCGGUUCGCGUUCGAUCGAAACAAUGACGUCAAACAGUCAUAAGGAAGUCACCAAAACGCUUAACCAAUAACCAAAGCUGAAACAAGUUCAUGGUUCGGGUUUCCCAAACAUGCCGCCAACCCACUUCAAGUAGCCACCUCCAAUUGUGUUUGCCAUGCCUCAAAAGGCUAAUGCUGGUGGCCCUACCUGCAUCCUCAAAACAAAAGUCGUUUUAGACCAUUUCUGUCCAAGCCCUUUAAUUUCUUCUUUCUUUGCUGCAGAUAAUGUUGCAGCUGAUGCAAAUGCAGUUGUUUGUUACUAGUUUUACCGUUAAAGGCUAAUGCUAUUUGCUGCAUUAUAGGGAUAACAUGGUUGGUUCUGUGUUGAAUACACUAGCCAUGGUAGUACAUACUUCUGUGAAGUCUUUCUCAACAUUUCCAGAGUUUUAAUCAAUUCCUAUAACGCUCAAGGAUCGGACUUAAAUCAAGCAGCAAAACACAUAGCUUGUUUAAAUAAACCCUCAAAAGAUAAUCCGCGCACUGGGUGAUGUUGAAAAACUGAACUCCAGGAGUUGUUUUGAAGAAGUAAAACUCUGAAGGCUGAAUAACAUCGCUUCGUAACAUAGGUUUUUUCUGUUCACCGCAAAAACUGUGGUGUUAAAAUCAACACUUUUUGGUAUUAUCGUAUGGCCACACCGUAGGGUGUUACUUUAACACUGCUGGUGUUACUUUGCACACCUUAAAGUGUUACAAUACCCUGGAGGGUGUUAGAAGUAACACCAAAUAACACCGAAAUGAUUAACACCAGUACAAACACCGGGGAUGUUAAAUUUAACUCCCCAGUUUUUGCAGUGGUUUUAUUGUCGAGCAUGCGUGGUGGAAUGUCUCAAAAACGAUGACUCAACAUUAAAAUGUAAUAAAGUUGUGCAUGUAUACUAAUAGCGUUCAUUUGAUUGGUUUAGUGUGGCUUAAAACCUGCGUCUAUUAAGUAGUGGUGCAUUUUCUUAAAUCAUUUGAAUGACAGGCAUCAUGAUGUAUUCUUGAUCAGAAUGGCGUGUUCUACAUGAUAAAGUAAAUUUUGAGUUUUUGAUGUGAACCAUCAAACCCUUAGAAUAGCUGGAUACUAUGCAAAUAAAACAGGCACCCCACUUUUCCAGGUGAGGUACUUUUCA